UCGGGGCGAGCGCCGGACUGUGCGCGCGCAGAUCGAACUGGUUUCAAGCGCAAGGGGGUCGUGGGCGCCAGCCUCCCAGUCGAUAGGGAGCCCACGGCCGGAAGGGACGCUGGUGCUUCUGAGGGCCGCGGUGCGCGCGUGUGUGUGUUUGACGGUGCUAGCAGGAUUGUUCGUAGUCCCGGUGGGUACUCGCUGAGGCUGCCUCGUGGCGCGGCGUCCCGAGGGAGCAGUGCAUGAUACUUGUGUGUGUUGCUGUAUUGGUGCUGGUCCGAGGCACUCAAGUGUUGGCUGGAGCGGCAGGGCUGCCGUGGUGACCGGAGCUGUGGAACUGAAGGGCCCAGAGUGGCGGAUCUGGAGCCAGAGCCCGAACCGACGGUACUCUGCCAUCAUGAUGGUGGCUGGCGGGGAACGGUGAUGAUGCUUGCUGGCUCUAAUGUUUGCUCAGGCAGUGGCAGGCGAGUGGUUAGCCCCUCAGGGGACUCCAACAGCACCAAAUUCAACAGCUACAGCAUCAGCAACGGAAGUGGCAGGAAAAGCAUCCUCAGCAUCAGCAAUAUCGAGCAUGGGGCCCACACCGCCCACCGCUUCUCCAGUCUCUCUCCGAAAGCAGCUCUCUCUCUUGGUAAUCAUGCCGUCGCUGGCCUGCUUAGUCCUGGCGCUGUUGGUGCUGCCCUCGUCAGUCGUAGCCACUGCUUCCUCGUCUUCGUCCUCCUCUUCAUCCUCAGGGUUAAGCGAAUCUCCGCGAGCAGACGACAUUCCUGAUUUCUACGAUGAUUACAUGAGUGAUGACAAUAACGCUUAUCUCAAUGGCGAAGUGCGGCGCCUGCUAAACGAACACGUGGAGAACCGGCAAUUCGUGAAGUCUGUGGAGUCACAGUACUACCAGAUCACAUACCCGGUGCAGCUGCAGAGACACGGCAAGUCCCAGGGCAUCUCCACCCGGGACGCCAGCAAGAUUAACGAGGAGUUAUGGCAGGAUGCGAGCGAUGGCAAGAGUAACCAUAUCCACCGCACUUCCUACAGAAUAAAAGCCUUCAGCCAUGUCUUCACGGUCGACCUUGAGCUCAACACGCAACUGCUUUCCCCCAACCUGGUCGCCCACCACCGCAUGAGAGAUCGCUCCAGCAACAUUGACCGCAACCUGGAGCACUGCUACUACCACGGCACGGUGAAGGACUACUCGGGCGCCAUCGCUGCCUUCAGGACCUGCAAUGGCUUGGCGGGCAUCAUCCAGCUGGGCAACGAGACUCUCCUCGUCUCCCCGAUGGUUGGCGGUGAAAAGCUGCCCAAGCACCCGCAUUUCAUCAUCGAGUCGAAGAACACACACAUCAGGCAGAAGUGCGGCUACCAGAGCGGCUACGAGUGGGGCAACUGGGAGGAAAACUACAACCGUUUGAGUCGAGGCCGCAAGAAGAAGCAGGCUAGACACAGGUACAUUCGUGACGUGCGCACCACCAUUAAGUACAUCGAGACGGCUCUCUUCCUCGACAAGAAAUUCAUGGAAGACCGAAACUACUCCAGAGUGAAAGCAAUCAGUGACGCUCUGCAAAUCGCCAACAUCGCAGAUCUGUACUUCAAGACCAUCAACACCAGGAUCACCAUCACCUACCUGGAGACUUGGUCAGGCAGGAACCUCAUCGACCUGGGCAGAAAUCAACCUAUAUCCACCGCCGUCAUCAAUUUCUACAGUUACGUUGGGGAAAACCUCAAUGAGUUUCAGAAGGAUACGUCACACCUUAUCACUGGGGAGCAGUUCGAAGGCGGAGAGUCGGGCAUGAGUGUGCCGAACAGUGUGUGCACAUCCAAAGCUGCUGGCAUCUCAGUAGACCUCAACGUGUACGAGCCUCACCUGGCGGCCUCCACUAUGACCCACCAGAUCGGCCACAACAUCUACAUGUCCCACGAUGACGGAAAGCAAAACUGUUACUGUCAAGACUGGCACGGGUGUAUCAUGUCUAAAACCGUGGUGGGUCAGGACAACGUGCAGCCGUCGAAGUUUUCCAAGUGUUCGGUGGAUGACUACCACCAGUCCCUGCAGCAGAAUGACGAGGCCAGCUGUCUCCUGAGAACACCCUCCAAGUACAAAAUGCCUCGUCCAGGGCCAGGAAGCAAGCCUCCACACAUACACAACAAAGGCAGACCUGCUCAGCUGUUCCACUGUGGCAAUGGACGAGUGGACGAAGGGGAACAAUGUGACUGUGGCUCCAGGGAAGAAUGUGAUCGCAUUGACCCGUGUUGUGAUCCAGUGACCUGCCGCCUCAAACUGGAAUCAGACUGUGCCACAGGGCCUUGCUGUGAUAACUGCCGUUUGCGCCCCAAGGGCUACUUGUGUCGUAAAGCCCAAACAGAAUGUGAUAUCCCAGAAUUCUGCAAUGGCCUUCAUGGCUCCUGUCCCAUGGAUAUAUACAAGAAAACUGGGAACAAGUGUGGUAAUGGGAAAGGCUACUGUUUCAAGGGUGUAUGUCCAACACUUAAUAAUCAAUGUGAAGUCAUAUGGGGCUAUGGAGGUCAAGCUUCAGAUGAAACUUGCUAUAAACAGUUUAAUGUGAAUGGUGUUAUCAAUGGAAACUGUGGACGUCACCACAAUGGUACCUAUAUUAAAUGUGAACUUGGGAACAUCAUGUGUGGUACUUUACAAUGUCAGCAAGGAAUGGGACAUCCAGUGUCACCAAAUGCAGAUCAGAGUUACUCCCGGACUAUUGUUGCCAUGGCUGGCCAGGAAUAUGAAUGCAAAACUGUUCGUUAUGAGAUGUCUGAUGAAAGAAAAGGAAGAGGAGACUGGACAUUAGUUCGGGAUGGUACAGCCUGUGGUGAAAAGUUGAUUUGUGUCAACCAAACCUGUGAAUCAUUGUAUCCAUACAUUGAACCUGGACACUGUGAAACUAAUAAUAAUGCCCUUGAAUGUUCGGGACAUGGGGUGUGCUCCAAUGUCAACUCCUGCUACUGCACCCCGGGUUGGACUGGGGUAGACUGCUCGAUUUUCGACAACAGUUCUCUCUACACCACACCUUACCCAGAUGCUCCCCAGAGGACACAGCGUCCCACCACCACAGAGAAGAAUACUAAGAAUUCUACAUCUAAUUCCAGCAGCACACCUGGACGCAACACACAAUAUGUUGGGCAGCAGGGGAGUGAUACGGUGUACCUCGUGGUGGGGUUGGUGUCAGGAAUGGGCGGGGUGUUCUUUGCGUUUGCAUUCAUGGCUUUGUGCUACAGGUCAGUGGUAGUCCACAAAAAUUUCUCCCUGUGUCUAAGACGCAAGACAACAAUGCCCAAGUAUGAUGCACCUUAUCUCAAGAGACCAAUAGUUAAGAAACCACCUCAGCAGCAUCUUCAACCCAUGAUGGGUAAAACAGAAGAAACUCCCAUAGACUUGGGUAGCCGCAUCACAUUUGGAAACAUGCCCAGUUAUAGCCCUGGGCGUCCACCUCUGAGUCCGACACUAUCUCGCAGCAGGUCGCUUGACUCGUGCCGUGAGCACAAGCUUCAGACGAUGAGGAGGUCCGGGGCCCCAGGUGGUGGCUCUCAGUCUGAAGAAGAAGCACUACAAUCAGGGGAGGAUGAGGCGGUGUCGUUCAUUGAGCUACCAUCUAACAACUUGAGCAAGAUACCUGAGAAGGGAAUCCUGAAGAAGUCAUAUGGCCUCCUCACGCCAGCAGAGAAGGAGAAGUGGGGUGAGGAGUCCCAGAGCGACAACAACGAUGUCCUCAGCCAGAGUGAUAACAACGUUGAUACUGAGUGCCAAGUUUCGGAUGUUGAACGAACACUUAAGAGUCUGAAUGGCUAUCAUGAAGACAUCAUUGAUGCUCUUAAACGAGCUGCAUCACAUCGUUCAGGAGCAACAUCCAUGUCCUCAGAUGAGUUGCACACUGCUCAUCGCGAUUCAUAUCCACGCUUCACACCUGGAGCCACUGCUGUCGGUGGGCCAGCAGAAUUCACCAGACUUAAAGCAUCUCAUGAAAAACUCGCUGAUUCUGGAGGAGAAGACGACCAAGCACCACCCUGUGUCCCAAUCAGGAUUCGUAAUCUAGAGGACUUAAUACGCCAGCUUGAACACCAUCCAUCUCGCCACAUGUCGCCAUCAGGGUCUGAGGAGAUCAGGAUGAGUGAGACGGAAGCUGACCGCCAUUAUCGACUUGACUCCUCUUCCUGCACAGAGUCACAAGGGUAUGUGAGACCGUGGCGCCGAGGGCAGGAGUUUGGGCACGGGGACUUCGGUGGCCCUCUUGCAGGGCCUUCAGGCUCCCCAGGGACUCCCGGAGACAAAUUGGCAGAGUUGCUGCAACUGGCAUCCCCUGAAGACCACGAGAGGAUCCUUCGUGCCGCAGCCAUGCUGUCCCCAGAGAGUCCCACAAGAGGCAGAGCAGACAAUGGUGGAAUGGGUUUCGUAUAUGGUCGGUACAGACAACCUCCGAGCAGUGGGAGUGGGACAGGGUCUGCCAGUGGGCGUGGUUCAGAUAGAUUAGGAAGCGGUGGGCACGAAUUCUCGGAUGGGGCAGACAGUCAUGCCUUCACAGAGGAAGAUGACCUUGAAAGGCCAGAUGCUGGGGAAACAGCAGAUUCAGAGAGUGAUGAGUAUUCGGCGAGACCACCCAGUGCCCUCCUGCGCUCUGCAAGUGAAGAAGCACUGCCAGUCACACGCUACGAGGCUGCGAGGUUUGAGGCAGCUUCACCCAGGGAGCCACGUCUGUACUCACCACCCUCUGAUGCUGCCUCGUAUCAUGAGGAUCAGGACUUCCCGCCCACAGAGCAGCAAAAUCAAGAACCACAAGAAGUUGCAGACCCAAACCAUCCCCUCUGUUCUCAGAGGAGGUAUCCUGAGUACAAGCACUGACAAUGGCCCUAUUAGGAUGUAUAAAGGGUCAUGCUUUGACAGAUUGAUUAUCAAUAGAAAAUGCUGAAGACUUUAUGGGUAGUUGAUUAAUAUUCUUUGAAAUUUGAGUCAAACUAUCCAUGGUAAAAGCUAUAUUUUAUGAGACGUAAGGGGAUGAAUGAUAAUCAAAGACAUUGCUAAGUAAAGGGAAAGUUGAAUAAUGUUUUAUUGACUGUAAUAACCAAUGUGUAAUAAGUAUAUCAGUAAAAGACUGAUUAAAUAAUCCUGAAAACAUUUGCAACAGGUGGUUGCUUUGAUAUUUCUACUGUGUUAGUGAGGUGAGUACUGCCAUUUCAUUGAAAUAUAAACUGCCGCAGUACUGAAGUAAGGCUCCCAAGUGUCGUGCCCCAAGUCAAGACUGCUCUCAACUCCGAAACGUGUUCAUGAACUGAUUGCUAUCAACCUCUUAGUGCCCUGACUCAUGCCUCAAGGGGACAUAUGCCACUGUCAACAAUCAUAAUUUUACACUGUACAGAAAUCAUUUUUAGAAUAAAGUCAUCUGAGGAAAAGAUUUAACAGGGCCAUGGUCAUGAAUGUUCUAACUGUGUGUCUCAAAAUGCUUCUGGUGAGACUGAAAAAAUAGGAUUUUAGUUUGCUAGUGCAGACUUAGCCGUCCAGCGCACGAGUGAUACUCAAUUUCUUCACCAUCAAGAUGUCAGUUCCGUUGCUCAAACUGAGUGAAGAAUGUCAGCUGUGUAAUAUCUUGAAAUAUCAGUUUGAACAUGACCUAAAUGCUUCUGUUAAUAUGUGUAAUAUAUAUAAAUAUAUAUACGUGUAGUUGACAAGUGACACAUUUGAAAAAACACUCUCACUCUAUUUUUCAUCUAUUUUAUUUUCCACUCAUUAUCUUAAAUUUUGACAAAAGAAUAGUGAACAUUUACCAGUUCCUUGUCUGUCAGUAUCUUGUCAACAAACUCCCAGAAUUAUCACAGAAACUAUAUGUUUCUACAUACAGUUGUGUAUCAUAACACACUGCCCAUUUAAAUCUUUUCACAUCAUAGGUGGCCAUGACUGCUCACCCAGUACCUUGUACAUAUUUUAUAGACAGGGUGUCAAUGUUUGCCUUUUGCUGCACUGCAAAAGUUCAUGGCCAGCAUUUAGGGUUUAGGCUGACCUGCCAGCUGUUAUGAUUAAUACCAGCAGUUUGCUAAUCAACCCUUCUACAGUAGUAGCCAGCUGGCUGUCAGUGAUUCUCCAGAUCAGGAUCCUACUAAAAGGUUUCAUGUGAGUAUGCAAUUCCCACCUCUAAAGGUCUUGUCAUAUUUCAGGCUUUUUUUUGUCAAAUUAUCAUUCCAAUUAGAUUAUUUCUUUAAGAGACCAGAUGUAUUAAAAGUAUUCUUAGUCCAUUGUGAUUACUGUAAUUAUGUAAACAUGGCAAGCUCAUUUUAGUUACAUUAAUAUUAGACAAGUGUUGAAAUUUUCUGACAUUAACGAAGUAUGAGAAUCCUUAAUGAUCUCAUGACCUUUUCUUAUAAUUUCAAAUUUGUAAAUUUAUAUUACUGAAAAGUGUCUAUUAGAAGGUGAAAAGUGCAGUGAGUGGUUAGAAAGGUUGUAUACUGUAAUAAGACUGUAUUAAUAUUUAGGUAUUCAGUUACUGUAGACAUUUAAUAACAUCCAGCCUUCUACCCUGAUUGUAAUCAAAACAGACAUUUAGAACUGUUUUAAAGUCUGUCUGUUAUGUACAAGUCAGGAAUAACUUUCCAGCAGCUGGUACUCCAAGUGAUGCUCAAGUAUGUAACAUACAUUUGUUGCAAAAUGGAAAGUCAUAUUAUCAGUCAUUGCCUUCUGAGAAGGUAAGAUGAAGGCUGAAUUUGAGAAAUGUGUACGAGUUGUCAACUUCCGAAAAAAAAAAAAGUGCCUUCCAAGAAGGCAAAAAACCAAAAUGUUGCUGAAGAGCUUAAAGUUACCAACCAUCAAAACAAAAUGCUCCCUUGUUCAUAUCUUUGAGAUAACCCAAACAAAAGUACUUUGCUUUAUAGUUCAGUUGUGUGAUAUGAUAUGUUGCCCUACUGCCAGUUAAUUAUUAUUAACUAAUCAUAUUUAUGAAUAUUUUUCAACAAUAUUAUAGGUGCAUAUAAAUCAGUGUAAUAUUAUGGAAUGGUAAUCCUAUAUAAAAAUGCAUACUUUUAUAGAUUGACAGUGAAAUCAGUAUAUUGAAAGUAACAUUAUUGUGAAUGUGAAUGUCAGGAAAAAGCACAAUCUUAAAUGAUUUCACACCCUUUUUAUUAUUUAACAGCUUCUUUCAUAAAAUUAAUUACAUCUGUUAUGUCUCAUUAUUUAUGUGACUGAAAUAAAGAUAAAUACAGUAUUUUAUUAAAAGGCCUGGAAAUGUUAAGCAAUUACUAUUAUGUGAGUCUACAUUAUAGCAACUCCACUGUCAUCUGUGAAUAUGUUAUCUAGGUAGCUAAUACAAACUUAUUUCAGUCAUGAUAAUUAGUGAGAUAUCACACAAAAAAAAAAAAAAAAAAAAAAAAUCAAGACCUCUCUUGUGUGACUUCAUGGGGGCAAGUCUCAAAAUAUUAGAUUAGUCUAAUGCUCAUAGUUCAUACUUAGUCUAUGAAUGGCUUAAGUUAAUUUUCCAGACAAAGUACAGAACCAUAGUACUUGUACCAAUGAAAACUGGAAGUUGAUUACAUAACAAUACAAAACAUGCUUCAUUGAUCAGUCUUAUGUAGAGUAAGUGUUGCUUUAUUCUAUUAUUAUCUUCAUUAUUAUUAUUAUUAUUAUUAUUAUUAUUAUUAUUAUUAUUGUUAUUAUUAUUAUUAUUGUCAUUAUUAUUGUUAUUAUUAUUAUUA
Molecule: messenger RNA, 7668 nt
Organism: Portunus trituberculatus (swimming crab)
Lineage: Eukaryota; Metazoa; Arthropoda; Malacostraca; Decapoda; Portunidae
Gene: mmd
Product: disintegrin and metalloproteinase domain-containing protein 11-like
Exons: 26
Coding region: 434-4834 (1466 amino acids)
Biological process (GO): membrane protein ectodomain proteolysis
Molecular function (GO): metalloendopeptidase activity
Source: RefSeq, a predicted model, not a curated record